Ectocarpus siliculosus is the source of this 993-nucleotide messenger RNA. Lineage: Eukaryota; Phaeophyceae; Ectocarpales; Ectocarpaceae. The record is from the annotation of a GenBank genome assembly.
AUGUUCCACACGGGAUACUCGCAAAACCUGCUUCGGCUCAUGCAUAGGGAGGGGGAAAUAUUUGCUCAGGGAGGGGACGUUGGAAGCCUCGGCCAGCGCGUGGAAAAAAUGCUUGCUUCCGAGACGGCGAGAGUGUUCAAGCUCCGGGGGCAGCACAGCGAGGAGCGAUGGAGGGCUCUCCUUGAACGACAGCGUCAAUAUCGCGGGGGCUUAUCUCUCCGUAUUCAAGAAGAACAGCGCGGCCACCAGGAGACCAGUGAACAGAUGUCCGCUCCCGGGGGAUUGGAAGAGAGUAAGCUACCAAACCACCAAGAACAGCACCAUGGCUAUCGUCGGAGGUCCGACGGGAUGCAGCAGCAGCAGCAGCACCGGGAAGGAACUGGCUUUGCGGCGAAGGAGGCAGCCAUGCGGGCGGCGUCGGCCGCGCGGUGGGCGGAAGACGAGCGUUUCAACCUGAAGAACGCCUUCGGUCUCCAGCUCCAGAGACUAGAGAUGGACUGGGAAGCGCACGAAAUCAAGGUCCGAGAGGAGUACGAUACCCACCGCGAUCAAAUUCGAUCUCGUUCGGGAAUGAGCACUCCAGGCGGAGGAGACGGGGCAAGAUACGGCUCGCGCGGUGGGACUGGUGUCGCAGAUGCUGCUUCGGCGUCUUCCAUGCCUUGGCGAAGCCGCGAGAAACAGUCGAGGCUCAUCCACACGGCGCCGGUUUUCCAGCCGGAGACGGGGAGGGCAUCGUCCGCAGGCGGGGCGGGGGGCCAGAACUCCGCGCAGGUGGCCGGGCGGACGGGUGGUGGUCUGGGGAAAAAUGGCGACGUGGGGUACUGGGCACGGGGGGCGGCGACGGAGCUCGAGAGGCUGGACGAGGCGUUUGCGGCGGUGGGGGCGCAGGUUAGCGCGCAGAAGGAGGCCGCGAAGAAGUGGACACGGCGGCAGAGAAUACGGAUGGAGGUGUGCGUGUGUGUGUCUCCGUGUUUGACGUCAGGAGUCCUGUGA